Molecule: messenger RNA, 148 nt
Organism: Dentiscutata heterogama
Lineage: Eukaryota; Fungi; Glomeromycota; Glomeromycetes; Diversisporales; Gigasporaceae
Source: the annotation of a GenBank genome assembly
GUUGUUGUCGUCGCUGGUGUCAUCGUUACCAGAUCUUUUGUUUGGAAUCAGUGUCAUCAUCGUUACUGGAGCCGUUGUUUGAUACGUCAUUUAGGUGUCACUUAUUCUGUGUUGGUAUUGUCUGUCUUGGCUGGUGAAGCAGUAUGUG